UUGAAUGGUGAACCCGACACGCCACGAGCUUGUAAUCGAACCGUGACCACCGAUCCAGUUGAAAUGAGCACCGAGAGGAUCUGGCAACUGAGCCUGUUGCUGAUCGUGUCGUCUUUCAGGGUACUUUCAGCAGAUGGCGUCUGCCCGAGAAUAGAAAAUUACACGGUCACCUCGAUGGAAAGGUACACCCAGCCGGUUACCGUGAAUGCGUUCACCUGGUGCCUGCAGAUCCCGCCCAGGUGCCCGACGACGCGGACGGAGAUGAGGCAACGAUAUCGGAAAAAGACAGAGUCAAAGACGAGGAGCGUUAACGAGUGCUGCGAGGGCUACCAAACGGUCCCAUCCAACGACGAGGAAAUCGGCAUCAAGUGUGUACCAUUCUGUGAAAACUGUCUCUCUGGUAUUUGCGUUUCUCCAAACGUGUGCGAGUGCAGCCCCGGCUACGAAGGAAAUGACUGUGCGACUGUGUGUACACGGGGCACGUGGGGCUCGCAGUGCAAAGAGAAAUGCGACUGCGUCGAGGACGUAGCCUGCGAUCCCGUAAACGGACACUGUCUAUGCCCGCCAGGAUCACGCGGACGAAGAUGCAAUGAGUCGUGUCCGGAGGAUCGAUGGGGACCGGAAUGCGUGUUUCCGUGCGAUUGCGGCGAUACCGCGGGCAAGUGCGACCCUGAAUCCGGCCGAUGCGUCGUGAACGAAACGGUGAACGCGCGUCAAGAGAUCAACCAGGCUAUGAACGUCGCGAUAACCGAGGAGGAUGAACGAUCGUCGACGAUUCUUGGGACGACAGAGGCGACGCUGGAAGUUAGUCAUGAGGCUCCCGCCACGUCGGAUAAUCCUUCGGAAACAGCGAGCCCGGGAACCACCGUUGCGUCGAUCCCGGAUCAACCGAAAACUAGGGCACAGUCUCGCGAAUACGGGAACUCGAGCACCGUCAGGCCAGUGAUCGUCUUAGUUUCCGUGCCGGAGAGAAGGAGGAACUUGGAGAACGAUCGUGGAAAAUUCCCGAUGAAAAAUCCGUUCCUCAGGCACGUCGACGAUCUUCACGGGCUUUCCUCGCCGAAAACGGAUUACGUGAAAAACAUUCACAAAGACGAGGUACAUCAAUUUCCAAUUCCCCUGGACAUCGCUCUGAUCGUGAUCGCCUCGAUCGUAUCCCUCGGUCUGACAUCCGUCACGGUCGUGUUGGUUCUCCACAUGCGAUCGAAGCUCUUCGAGACCGCCAGACUGUCGAUCUACGAGUUGGAGAAGAUGAAGAGUCAGGAGAACACCGGCACAGUCGACAGAAGGAUCUCCUCCAUAGUAACCAGCGCCCUUCCACAAACUCCAGUUCGAAUGAGUACAUCCUUUUUCGCGUCCACUCCGGAAACUGGAACCAUGCUGACGAUUCCCAACAUCGAUCCAUCGAGCAACUACGCGAACGGAGCCGCCACGAUCGGUCUUCGUAUAUCCGGCAGUUUACGUGAUUUCCUGCAAGAGGAUCAUUACGAUCGUCCACCGGCGACCAGGAUCCACCUGCAAACCAACUUCGACGCGAACACGGAACACGUUUACGAUGAGAUACCGCUGCAAUCGAGUCCUCUGUGCUUCCGCAAGAACGCGUGA
Messenger RNA from Dufourea novaeangliae, 1605 nucleotides. RefSeq lists its product as uncharacterized. The record is from RefSeq and is a predicted model, not a curated record. The transcript has 10 exons. Gene Ontology annotation, cellular component: membrane. Lineage: Eukaryota; Metazoa; Arthropoda; Insecta; Hymenoptera; Halictidae. Gene Ontology annotation, molecular function: protein binding. Bases 64 to 1605 code for a protein of 513 amino acids.